UUAGAAAACGAUUACAAAGUGUCACGAUAAUAAAGUUAUUUUAUUUGGGAAAUUUUGUAACAAAAUGAUACUUGACCAGUCUUGAUUCUUUGCAAUAAAACUAUAUACAUUUUUGAUCAUCAUAAGAGAGGUUGGACUUAUGCCGAUAUUAAGAUGGCAGUAGAAUUUUUAGUAAAUCGGUUGAAAACCCUUAUCGUACUUCUGCUGGGAGUAUUUAGACGGGCAAUGUGCUGUCUUCGACGUCGAAGAAGAUCAUCCUGUGAUUCCAUUCCUCUAUCUGCAGUUGGUGUAGUACCGAACACUUUAAAUAACACGUCAACACAACCAGAAUUAGAGCACUGGGAUCAAUGGGAGGAAAAUCCUGUCGUGGUCAUAUCAGAUAAACCAGUUAAUACAAUACAAACAAAAAUUGAAGAAUACAGACAGCAAGCUUUCAAACCAGAAUCGACUGAAGAACAGCAAUUAAAUUUUUUUGAGAAUAUGACACCAAAGAUCACUAUGCAGACAAAGAUCUUAGUUAAAGAUAAGGUUUCAGAAAAUACAUCUUGGAAUUCAUCAAAAUUUGAUCCCAUGCCUUCUAAUGAAUUGGGAGAAUGGGAAGAUGAUGCUGUUGGUUGGGAGGAAGAAACAACAAAGGAGUUUGGAGAUCUCACAAAAACAUUGAGGGAACAAAAACAAAAAGAAAGAGAACAACGAUUAUUUGAGCAGCAACAGAAAAGGGUUGAACGCAAUUCAAGACCACAGCCAUUAGGAGCAAAAUUAAGUUCUUGAUGUGAAAGAAUAUAGUCCCCAAGAUUUAUAUAAGAAAUAAUCAUUUUUCAUUUAUUCGUGUUUGUGCACAAAUCUGAUUCUUUUA
Messenger RNA from Eufriesea mexicana, 856 nucleotides. RefSeq lists its product as uncharacterized. The transcript has 4 exons. NCBI's taxonomy places the organism in Eukaryota, Metazoa, Arthropoda, Insecta, Hymenoptera, Apidae. Gene Ontology annotation, cellular component: secretory granule. The record is from RefSeq and is a predicted model, not a curated record. The coding region runs from base 154 to 771 and encodes 205 amino acids.